UCACAGGAAAUCGCCUGAAAGCAACUGAGCGAGCCGCGCUCGAUGGCGGCAGUCUUCGCCCAACGCUGUUACAAACUCUUUUUAUCGCUCAUGAUUGUUUACGUAGUACUAACAUGCCUUCAGGAAUGGCUGGGCAAACACCAUGUCUAACCAGCCGAUGGGAUCAGCCAGCCCAGUCUGCGGAAGGGGACACCGGGAAAGUUGCUUAUCGUGUCCCAGAGGCUGUCGGCACGUCUUCUUCAAACAGUUCUCCUCCGACGCAGGAAAAACGACAAUUAAUGGCUGGGCUGGAGAAGCCAGAGCCUCCGGGAGGGGUCGAAAUGGCCGCUGCCAUGGCUGCUAAAAUAAACGCCAUGCUAAUGGCCAAAGGAAAGCUUUUGACUCCUCCACCGUUGUUGACAAAAAAACCAGUUUGUGUGCCAACGCCACCCCUGACAGAAGAUCUAGUUGUCACGGAGGUUGACAUAAAUGACGUGCCUAUAAACUGCAGAGACCUUCUUACUAAAGGCAAAACCCAAGAGGAGAUUCGACUGUGUAGCGGGGCAGUUGUCUCAACUCGAGGAAAUUACAUGUCUGAUGUUGAAAGGGAAAAAGCAGGAGGACAAAGACCUUUGUAUUUACAUGUCCAGGCAAAGACUCAGGAGCAGGUUAAUAAAGCAGUCUCGAGAAUAAAGGAGAUCAUCACUGAGGAUAUGUUGAGAGUCUCCGCGGCUUCAGGGGGGCAAACAAUGCCCAUUAUUCCACCGCUCACGCUGUAUCCUCAGCCCUCUCGGCCCGUUGUCCAAACACCCAACACCAGCUCAACACUGAAUCAGGGCCAUAGACCGGCCGCUCCUCAUCCGGGGAACUUUGUCCACACAAAGAUCUUUGUGGGCUUGGAACAGUCGCUGCCAUCGUUCAACGUAAAUGAAAAGGUGGAAGGUCCGGGAGGAACAUACUUGGGUCACAUACAGACUGAAACGGGAGCCCGAGUCUUCCUCAGGGGCAAAGGUUCCGGCUACAUUGAACAGGCGUCCAAACGGGAGUCCUUUGAGCCGCUUUAUGUUUACAUCAGUCAUCCAAACGCAGCUGGACUGGAGGCAGCCAAGCUACUUACAGAGAGUCUGUUACAAACUGUGAGAGCCGAGCAUGCCAGCUUAAAGUCGUCGUACACGGCCACCGCCUCAACCCAACCAUACGCAACUCAUGGAUAUCCACCUAAUAGCAAUUACUCUAGCCAGUGUUCCUGGUAUAACUACCCAGCCAAUGGGUAUGCUGGAGGCUAUUCAGCGUACCCGGGAGCCGGUGGUUAUUGGAGUAAUGCAAAUGGUCCUCCAAGUCAUUCUAACAUGUCGACAACCCCUCCGUCUUCUCAGGCAAUGGUUCAGUAUCCGGUGUGUCCACGGAAUCCAAAUCCCUAUCUUGUGGAGGGUGCUGGUCGAGGUGAUACAGCGGACCGUCUAGGAGCUUUACACACUCAGCCUGACACAGGAAGUUCACAUCAGCAUGUCUGUGAACCUACUGAGGAACAAAAGCCUGCCAGCUGCUCCCAGGAGACUCCUGCUCAUCAAAAGUCCACACCUCCCCCCGCUGUCAACCAAGAAAAAACAGUAGAGAGGAUGCUGAUGCCCCCGCCACCGCCUCCCUUGGCCGUUCUCACCUCUGGCCCGCGCAAGCGACCGAGCGACAUGGCUACCCAGGCUCCAGACAGUCUGCCCAACAGUGCCGCAACUUCGGGUCUUGUGAAAGAAACAUGUGAGAAGAAACCCAAGAUUUUGUUGGAUGCAUCAGGGCUGGUGCCAUAUGGUGGAGACUCUUCCGAUGAAGAAGAGGAGAGGACUCGUAGCAGUAAGACCAGUAACUCAUGACUCAGCCCGAUAUGUAGGAUACACAAACGAAAGCUACUUUCAGCAACAGUCUUGAAUCCAACCUAAAAGAAAAAUCCAUUUUUAUACUAUGACCCUGCUAGCUUAAGAGUCAGUUUCUUUAUUUUCUGUUCUAGAUGAAUUUUACAUGCUUAAAUAGGCAUUAAAAGUUAAAAUAAUAAUAAUAAAUUGUAUAGUUACCCUUACAAAUGACCAUGUUCAUAUUUUCCGAUUUUGGGAAGAGCCUAGCCAGUAUUUACUUUUUCUGCUCAGACCAAUGCUGCUCUCUUGUGACAGCUUUAAGCAAUUACAAUGUAUUGUGCAUUUAUCAAUACCGGACAAAUCCGGAAUUUGCCUAUUUAUUAGCUCAUGAACACAUUGCGACAAGGUUAUUUAUUUUACCUUAUCAACCUAGUCACUUUCAGAAACAAUGGUCAUGAAAACAAAGUACAAUAACAUCAAUUACAUUUCCUGCAACCCGGUUUUAAGUGUUUUGGGGUAAAAUUUAUGUAUAUGUGUGCCUACAGUUGUUACAAUGAGCAGUCGCAAGACAAAUUUUUAUUUUCGUUGAUCACAAAUAAGCCCCAUUUUUCCUUUUUACUAUUUGAAUUCUGUUACAUCAAAUACUUGUGAAUUUCUGAAUACCGGAGGAAUCUUGAGGAUGGUGAUUGACUCGCUCAUGAACACAAUGCAAGAUUUGACCUGUUUAUCAAAUUAGGAAACAAUAGUCAUUAAAAAAAAAAAAAAACAACAACAACAACCGAGAAAACAAACUGCAACUGCUAAAACCACUUUAAACCUUUUCGAUGGAGUGUUUUUUUGUUUUUUUUUCAUACCGAUGUUACAAUAAACCAGAUUUAUACAGCAAGGUAUUUUUUUAAACCACAAAUCAGGCCCCAUUUUUUUUCCUUGAAGCUAUUUGAAUUCUGUUACAGAUGGUUUACUCACAUUUUACGACCUUUUUCUUCUCUUGGAAAAUGAUGGCUGUCUGUUCCCAUGGAAUACUUUAAUAAAACACCUCAAACU
Molecule: messenger RNA, 2870 nt
Organism: Corythoichthys intestinalis (scribbled pipefish)
Lineage: Eukaryota; Metazoa; Chordata; Actinopteri; Syngnathiformes; Syngnathidae
Product: KH homology domain-containing protein 4-like
Exons: 14
Coding region: 114-1847 (577 amino acids)
Cellular component (GO): nucleus
Molecular function (GO): RNA binding
Source: RefSeq, a predicted model, not a curated record